GGGAGGCAUGGCUCAUGACUUUCUCAAUUUCUUUUUGUUCCCUCUCAAUCUUCCAAUAUUGCGUAUGACUUUUGGUUUUGAGAUUUUAUAUAUAAAAGGUUGACUAGAAUGGUAUGAUUACACCCAAAUUACAUCUCGAUCUCUCUCUCUUACAACAAAAGAUGGAAGACCCUAUUCAUGAGCAUGGACACAUGGUUCAGAUUUGUGGGGAAGUUUCAUCAGGAGAAACAAGCUUGGUGGGCAUCAAGAAGACAUGUGGAGAAGUGCCUUGCGGAUUCUCAGAUGCCAAGACCAGUUCAAUAGAAGCUCAAGAACGUGCAGCAUCAAUGAAAAAGCUGUUAAUUGCUGUUGUUCUCUGUGCCAUUUUCAUAGCUGUAGAAGUCGUUGGAGGAAUCAAGGCCAAUAGUCUCGCUAUUCUCACUGAUGCAGCUCAUUUGUUAUCUGAUGUUGCAGCCUUUGCCAUAUCUUUGUUCUCGCUCUGGGCUUCCGGAUGGAAGGCAAACCCGCAGCAAUCAUAUGGGUUUUUCAGAAUAGAGAUUCUUGGUGCUCUUGUCUCCAUUCAAAUGAUUUGGCUUCUUGCUGGUAUCUUGGUUUAUGAAGCCAUUGUUAGACUUAACAACGGUAGUGGCGAAGUUGAGGGAUCUCUUAUGUUUGCUGUCUCUGCAGUUGGCUUACUUGUCAACAUUGCAAUGGCUAUUCUGUUAGGUCAUGACCAUGGUCAUGGUGGUCAUAGUCAUAGUCAUGACCAUGGUCACGGUCAUAGUCAUAGUCAUGAUGAUCAUGGCCAUGGAAUAGUUGCAACUGAGCAUCAUCAUGGCCAGAGGCAUGAUGAAUCACAUCUAUCUGAGGUCUUAAUCGAGCAAAAGAAGAAGCGGAAUGUAAAUAUUCAAGGGGCUUAUCUUCACGUGCUGGGAGAUUCGAUACAGAGCGUAGGAGUGAUGAUAGGAGGAGCAAUCAUAUGGUAUAAACCGGAGUGGAAGAUCCUUGAUUUGAUAUGCACAUUGGUUUUCUCUGUGAUUGUGUUGGGGACGACAAUUGGGAUGCUCAGGAACAUUCUAGAGGUUUUAAUGGAGUCAACACCACGAGAGAUCGACCCGACAUUGCUUGAAAAGGGAGUGUGUGAGAUAGAAGAAGUGGUGGCUGUUCAUGAGCUUCACAUUUGGGCGAUUACUGUUGGCAAACUUUUGUUGGCUUGUCACGUUAAAAUCAGACCUGAGGCAGAGGCAGAUAUGGUUUUGGACAAGAUUAUUGAUUACAUCAAGAGGGAAUACAACAUAAGUCACGUGACUAUUCAGAUCGAACGCCAAUGAAGCGACGUGACAAAGUGUUUUUUGCAUUAUCAUCUACUUUGUUUGACCAUUUUGUUAAUAUGGUUCAAUGUUUGUCUUGUGUACAAAAGUGUUUUUUCCCCAACGUAUGUAUCAUAUCCUAUAUAAAUUUGUUGUUGUUUG
Messenger RNA from Arabidopsis arenosa, 1451 nucleotides. The record is from the annotation of a GenBank genome assembly. Lineage: Eukaryota; Viridiplantae; Streptophyta; Magnoliopsida; Brassicales; Brassicaceae.